Molecule: messenger RNA, 1411 nt
Organism: Ahaetulla prasina
Lineage: Eukaryota; Metazoa; Chordata; Lepidosauria; Squamata; Colubridae
Gene: VTI1B
Product: vesicle transport through interaction with t-SNAREs 1B
Exons: 6
Coding region: 265-879 (204 amino acids)
Biological process (GO): intracellular protein transport; retrograde transport, endosome to Golgi; vesicle fusion with Golgi apparatus
Cellular component (GO): ER to Golgi transport vesicle membrane; endoplasmic reticulum membrane; late endosome membrane
Molecular function (GO): SNAP receptor activity; SNARE binding
Source: RefSeq, a predicted model, not a curated record
GUCACUCUGGCGGGGCGAUCUGCAAGGGAUAGAGCAGGGGGCCCCAACCAUGGUCCCUUUAAGACUUGUGGACUUCAACUCCCAGAGUUCCUCAGCUAGCUGGAGACCCCUGGGAUAGAGGACGAGGAUGUGGCCUAAACUCCGCCCCUUAUCCCGGAAGUGCCGGUGGAGGAUGGUUUCCAGCCGGUAGUUAGCCCAGUCCGGCGUCGGAUCGGGUGGAGGGGGAAAAAAAAGAAAAAGCUGCUGGAUCCGGACUUAUGCGGGAUGGCGGACCGCGGCAUCGGCUCCUCGGAGCAUCUGGAGCGGCUGCACGAGAUUUUUCGCGGCCUCCAUGGAGAGUUGCAAAGCGCCCCGGAGAGGCUGCGCGGGAACCUGGCGGUUGAAGAGAAAAAAAAGUUAAUGCGAGAGUUUGAUGAAAAACUAAAAGAGGCAAAUGAAACGUUAAGGGAAAUGGAAGAAGAACUGAAAUAUGCCCCAGUGUCCUUCCGUAAUCAAAUGAUGAUUAAAAUUAGAACUUACAAAGGAGACCUUAGCACAUUUCAUAGGAAAAUGAAAAGUAUGGAUUUGGGAGUAGCUCCGAGUACACGUGGAAAUUCAAAGUUUGGUAUUUUCUCUACGGAAAAUGAGCAGAGAACUCAGAUGCAGUCUCAGAGGGUGUUACUGCUUCAGGGAACAGAAAGCUUGAACCGAGCCACUCAGAGCUUGGAUCGGACACAUCAAAUUGCUGCAGAAACUGAUCAAAUUGGUAGUGACAUCAUUGAAGAACUAGGUGGGCAGCGUGAGCAGCUGGAACGCACCAAAGGCAGAUUAGUAAACACAAAUGAAAAUUUAAGCAGAAGUCGGAAGAUCCUACGUUCCAUGUCAAGAAGAUCCUUAUAGGUUAAAUCAACCUCUUCCAAUCAGAACAUUACUAAAAUGAAGACUUUCAGAAUUUCCAGCUAGCCCAAAGCCAUGUUGAAUAAAAUCUGGCACGGGAAAGAUAGGAUUAGGCUGCAUGAAACUAUCUUGUCCGAGCCACAACAGAACAAAUAUUGAGGAGUUUCCACAACAGAAUCUGAAGAGAUUCUACACUUCAUGGAAAGUUACUGUCCAGAUCAUGGAAAAACACAGGUCUGUUUUGCAAUCAUAUUUGCUAAUGCACAGUUCCAAAUGAUUUAAGAUUAUACUGUUUUAUUCUUUUCAAUUGUACCUGCUUCAGCAUUUGUACCUGCUUAUUAGCAUUUGGUGCCAGUGUGCUUUUAAAAAAAUUAAAACAAGCAUAAAAGAAAUGAAAUAAAUAUGUGUGAUAUGUGACAUAUUUCUUAAAAAUACACUGCAACUGUACAAUUAAUUCAGUAAGCACUGUAAUUAUGAAUAAAACGCAUUGAGGAAACUGCCAUGUGAGUAAAAUACUGGUUAUUGUAAGCAAAUC